Messenger RNA from Puntigrus tetrazona (Sumatra barb), 3680 nucleotides. RefSeq names its product eph receptor B4b (gene ephb4b). The record is from RefSeq and is a predicted model, not a curated record. Gene Ontology annotation, molecular function: ATP binding; transmembrane-ephrin receptor activity; protein binding. Gene Ontology annotation, cellular component: neuron projection; plasma membrane. Lineage: Eukaryota; Metazoa; Chordata; Actinopteri; Cypriniformes; Cyprinidae. Gene Ontology annotation, biological process: axon guidance; cell surface receptor protein tyrosine kinase signaling pathway; central nervous system projection neuron axonogenesis.
CCCGCGGGGGGCGUGGCUCGCAGCAGCGCUCAGCCUCGCGGUCACCCGCCUCUGUCUCGCGCUCAGUCCUGAGGGAAACUUCUCUUCGACGCAGACUCCUCGUCCUCCGCGAAAGUUUGCUUUAAUGUUGUUUUUUUCCCCCGAGGUUCACGUCGCGCACUUUAACGGCUAAACUCAGCGAGGAGUGGAAUAUAACCGACUUUGAACGGAAGAGGCACGCGCUGCUGGGAUCGGAGAGUUUUUAACGGCAGGGACGCGUUUAACACGGGAUUGGGUUUCAGUCCGGUUUGAGUUUAUUUUUUAACUCCGUGAUCCGGAUCGGAUUUAGUCGGGAUCGAGGUUUUACCUGCAUUUAUUCGAAACUGGAAUGUGAAGAGAUUGACGUUAGUUAAGAAAUCGGAUUCUUGAAGUAUUUGCGUAAUUGAGAAAUAAUAAUAAUAAUAAUAAUAUAAUAAUAAUAAUAAUCCGUUUUCUUUGUCGGAUUGAUGAACUUUGAGUCUGGAGUGAUUUUGUGGAUCUGAAUCUAAUGAGCUGACAGCAGAUUCCAGCAGGACUUUGAGAUGGAUCAUGUUUCCUGGAUUAUUCCUGUGUUCUGGUUCUGGUUCUGGACGGGACUGAGCUCCGGGGAGGAAGAGGUGCUGAUGAACACCAAGCUAGAAACAUCUGAUCUCCGAUGGACCGUCUACCCCAGCGGUGACCCUGAGUGGGAGGAGAUGAGCGGAUUGGACGAGGAGGGCAACAGCGUGCGCACCUUUCAGAUCUGCCCCAUGGACACGUCCGUCAGUCACUGGCUGCGCACACGCUUCAUCCCCAGCAGAGGAGCCUCUCAGGUGUACGUGGAGAUCCGCUUCACCGUCAUGGAGUGCUCCGCCAUGCCUUCCAGCUUCAGGACCUGCAAGGAGACCUUCAACCUCUACUACUACCAGAGUGAUGAGGACACGGCCAGCGGGACUCACCCUGCCUGGAUGGAGAACCCCUACAGCAAGGUGGACACGGUGGCGGCUGACUUCCUGUUGCGUCGCGGCGGAGAGAAGAAGUCAAACGUGAAGACGGUUCGUGUGGGGCCGCUGUCGAAGAAGGGCUUCUAUCUGGCGUUCCAGGCUCAGGGCGCCUGCAUGGCGCUGCUCUCCGCCCGAGUCUUCUUCAAGAAGUGUCCGUCCGUCACCCGGGGCUUCUCCUCCUUCCCCGAGACGCUCCCUCAUUCGCUGGUGCAGCAGGCCGAGGGCGUGUGCGUGCCAAACUCCGCCCCCACCGGACAGGCCCCACCCACCAUGUUCUGUGGGGAGGACGGCCAGUGGGUGGGGCCUCCGUCCUCCACCUGUGUGUGUAAGCCGGGGUUCGAGCCGGUGGACUCCGACCACUGCCGGGCGUGCGGCUCCGGUCAGUAUAAAGCGUCCAUCGGCGGGAGUUUGUGUCGUGUGUGUCCAGACAACAGUAACACACACUCUCCUGGAUCCAGUGUGUGUUUGUGCCGCUCGGGAUUCCACCGGGCCUCUAACGACCUUCCUGAUUCAGCCUGCACCAGAUCUCCGUCAGCCCCGCGCAGCAUCAUCUCUCAGGUCAAUGAUACGGUGGUGACUCUGGAGUGGUCAGAGCCGCUGGACCGCGGUGGACGCUCGGAUCUGUCCUACAGCGUGGAGUGUGUGUGCUGCAGAGCGUCCUCCUGUGUCCCCUGCGCAGACAGCGUCUCCUACAGGCCUGCGCAGACGGGCGUGACCGGGAGGCGGGUCGUCAUCCACGGGCUCCUCCCACACACCACCUACACCUUCACCGUCUCCGCCCAGAACGGAGUGAGCGCUGUCAGUCACUCAAGCCCCGCCUCCAGCUCGGUCAACAUCACCACCAGCAGAGACGUGGCCGUUCCGGUGUCUGUGUGUGUGUGGGAAUCAGGAGGAAUCAGGAGGACUAAAGCGUCUGAGAGCAGUGUCUCCAUCAGCUGGACGGUUCCUUCUCAGACGCAGAGCAGCAUUCUGGACUAUCAGCUACGCUACAGUCUGAAGGAUCAGGUUGAUGGCUGGCAGUAUGUCAGCAGUAAGAGCAGCUCUGUGGUUCUGAGUGAUCUGACCCGAGCCUCGCUGUACCAGGUGCAGGUCAGAGCCAGAACCGCUGCAGGAUACGGACUCUUCAGCCCCGCCUCCAACAUCAGCACCCUGCCGGACGAUGAAGAAUCUCCGUCGCGGCUGUUGCUCACCGGUGUGCUGGUUGCUAUAGGACUGCUCAUUCUCAUCGCCGUGGUGAUCGUUGCCGUGUUCUGCUUCAGGCGCUCCAGCCGCACGCGGGAUCCAGACCCAGAUAAGAGCAGUCAGUUCCUGAUGGGUCAGGGGAUUAAAGUGUACAUCGACCCGUUCACAUACGAGGACCCGAACGAGGCGGUGAGGGAGUUCGCCAAAGAGAUCGACGUGUCGUUUGUGAAGAUCGAGGAGGUGAUCGGCGCCGGUGAGUUCGGUGAGGUGUGUCGCGGCCGACUCAAGGUCCCCGGGAAGAAAGAGAAUUACGUGGCCAUUAAGACCCUGAAGGGCGGCUACACAGACAAGCAGAGGCGGGACUUCCUGUCCGAGGCGUCAAUCAUGGGUCAGUUCCAGCAUCCCAACAUCAUUCACCUGGAGGGAGUGAUCACAGCUUCCUGUCCCGUGAUGAUCCUGACCGAAUACAUGGAGAACGGUGCGCUGGACUCCUUCCUGCGGCUGAACGACGGUCAGUCUCUGUCCAGCUGGUGUCUGCUGUGGGGAUCGCCUUUGAAGUCCUGUGGAGAUGAGUUACGUCUCUGCCUGAACGGCAUCGUGAUGUGGGAAGUGAUGUCGCUCGGAGAUAGGCCCUACUGGGACAUGAGCAACCAGGACGUCAUCAACGCCAUCGAGCAGGACUACCGCCUGCCUCCCCCCAGAAGCCCUAACCUGGCUGUGCUGGACUGUCAGAAAGAGAGAUCGUCUCGCCCACGAUUCUGUGCCAUCGUCUCCGGACAGACUCAUCUCUGUGUGUGUGUGUGUGUGUGUGUGUGUGUGUGUGUGUGUGUGUGUGUGUGUGUGUGUGUGUGUGUGUCUCUCAGGCCGUCUCACCCUCUUCUGGACCAGCGUCCUCUUCCUCCUCUGUCUCACUGCAGCUCAGUGUCUGAUUGGCUCAGGGCCAUCAAGAUGGAGCGCUACGAGGACAACUUCCUGCAGGCCGGGUUCACCUCCAUCCAGCUCAUCUCACACAUCUCCACCGAAGAUCUUCUGAGGAUCGGCGUGACUCUGGCUGGACACCAGAAGAAGAUUCUGUCCAGCGUCCAGACACUGCGGGUCCACUCCGGCUCCCUGAGAUACUGACCCUUCCCAGCAUUCCCUGCUUCUGCUAGAGCUCUUACAGAUCAGACCGACCGACCAAUCGCUGCGGAGCGUCACAGAACUGUGUUUCACUCGGACUGAUGUUCUCAGGACACACUGACCGGCGCCACACCGGACUUCACUGUUGCCGUGGCGACGCCGAUGCAUUCUGGGAGCUUAAUCGGGUCUUCACAUUGAAGAUUCAUUAUAAUUAUUAUUAUUAUUAUAAAAUGAGAUUAUUUUGUAAUUAUUAUUUUGUACGUAUCAAAACAGCACAAAUAAUGAACGAAUGUUUGUUUAGCCGGAGGAGCUGUCAAUCAAACCCAGUGUAGUCCAUGUGACCAAUCACAUUAAAGAUCUGCACUGGCCCCUCCCACC